Schistocerca nitens (vagrant locust) is the source of this 3041-nucleotide messenger RNA. Its product is annotated as cytochrome P450 4g15-like. The record is from RefSeq and is a predicted model, not a curated record. Gene Ontology annotation, molecular function: oxidoreductase activity, acting on paired donors, with incorporation or reduction of molecular oxygen; monooxygenase activity; iron ion binding. The transcript is spliced from 4 exons. The annotation marks the transcript as partial. Lineage: Eukaryota; Metazoa; Arthropoda; Insecta; Orthoptera; Acrididae.
AGAAUAGCGUGUGCUCAAAUAGCGUUCACUUAGGAUCACUAGCACAUCUCUCGCUUCUUUUUUGUAAACGGCGAUUAUCUGUACCGUACUUCGCAGUGAGCAUUCAGCUAUUAAUAUGAAGUGUAAUAGGUGAUUGGAAAAUAUUUCGUAUCUGAUGAUCAAGAUAGUUGAGGAGUAUGUAACACCUAAUCGUUCGCUUCACAGAUCGCAGGAGCCAUCACACCAUUCAGAGUUCGUAUUCACUAUUCUCACGAGUUGCUGGACGUGUGCUUCUGUUUUUCAGUCCCACAUUUAUUUUCAAUGAAUAUACUUGUACUGUUUUUGUACUCCAGUUAUAUCGUGUUUCCACGCUUUUUCGCUUGGUCUAAGAGACGGUUUCCAGUGAAAAACACAAGUGAUAUUUCCACUGAUCUCGUGUUUUAUAAUACCUGUACUUGAAUGCAAGAUUAAUAAGUGCGUCUAGAAACAACCUAGGCAGUUCUUUCACAUUUCGAGGUAAACAGGUUGCAACUAUGUUUACAAAUGUAAACAUUGUUUGAUGAACGAUUCGAAGGAGACCUAAUUUUCUCAGAAAGCUUCCAUCAAGCUGAUGUAUGGUUAUUCAUAAAAUAUAAAAUUUGGUUAGAGAUCUUGUGAAUUUACUCUUACAGUUGAAACCACGAAAAGGAAUCCUUGACCCUGUAGGAGACCCUCAUUGCACUUUCUCAGUUAUCAGUAAGCAAUUUAUUAGAGGAUUCCCCAAUCUGUGCACAAGUGUAGUGUUAUAUACCUGCUCUGCUGGCUACUAUUUCAAUUCCGUGACAACUAUAAAAACUUCGACCUUUUGUGACUGAUAUAGCUUCCUAUGUAGAGGUAAUGCCACCGAUGAAUGUAGAGUGGAAAAUCUGCUUCAGCGUGUCGGUAAGCAGGAGCUGUCUUCUGGAGGCGAUAUGUAAGAAGCUUGAAAUAGUGUGGCAGAAAAUAUUAGACGGUGCAGUCAACAGCAAGCUAUCGUUGUUGGAGUAACUUUUGGUACAAGGCUGUACCUACCAGUCGCAGGUAAAUUCUGUAGUGUGAUUGAGCAGAAACAAGAAGACAGACUUUCUGCAAUUGAAUUUAUGGCAGAGUGAUUUUAAUGCCACCAUAUAAUGCAACCACAGUUUCUCAUUAAAGUUAUCCCGGGGAGCUUUAAAAGAACGACUAAUUUAAAACUAACAAGUUAUUCCAAUAUUUUAGGUGAGGCAUUGAAUUGCCAAUUUCAAUGAAAUUUAUGAAAUAUUUGUGAUCAGUAUGAAACGACAAAAUUGUCACUGCGUAUGAGAAAGAAGCAACGAGUGAGAGAGGCUCUGUAAAGACGUAAAAUAACACCUAUCGAGAUACAAAAGGUAGUUUAACUAGAGAUUAGGAACUAGAUAACUAGCUACGUACUCAGUGACCACGCCAAGCUCCUAAGAUUAUCAGCACUGAGCCUUUGUUGGUAAAACUAGAAGGUAGAAUACAAUGUUCAAGCUCUCCUUUAUUUUAUAUUGCAUGUUAGACAUCCUUAUAUAAAACUUCGUGGCCGUGAUUCAGUUACUUGUGAGUAAAUGAAUAUCGCAUUUCAUUCGUGUCUAAUAUCACCUGGUUAUCAAAUGUGCAGUUAACGACUACUGCUACUUUUGUGUAUGUAAAUUCUUAGUUUCAUAUCUGUGUAAAGUAUGUCUCGGUAAAUCAGGCAGAUGACGUCUGCAGCUCUGUAGCAUCGCAUGACAAAGAUUUACGAGAGGUUGCUAGUUCCGACGUCUUUAAUUCAGUUUGUUGUUCUUGACUGGUGGAACAUUAGGUUAGAAGGUAACUGAAGGUUAACCGCAUUGAUACCACUGUCAGCAAACUGCAGCAAGUCAUACUACAGAAGGGUAUGGUGGAGUGAGUAGAUCUCGACGCAGCCGAGAAGCCGUCUGCACGGGACUUGCACCUGUGUCUGUGUGCUCUGCACGAGACUGGAGUAGCAGGUGCUGAAUAUGACGUCACAGCAGGUGCAAUGGGCGGGAUGGCCGGUGCUUGUGGUGCUGGCGGCGCUGUUCUGGCCGCUGUGGCGGUGGUGGUGGGGGCGGCAGCGGCUGCGGCAGCUGGCGGCGCGCAUCCCGGGGCCCGAACCAUGGCCUCUGGUGGGCAACGCGCCGCUCUUCUGCAGGAAUCCCCAGCGCGCCUUCCAGACGGUGCUGGCGCUCAUAGAGCAAUACGGACCCACCGUCCGUGUCUGGAUCGGCUCCAAACUCUACAUCGUCGUCACUGACCCUCAGGACAUCGCGUGCGUGCUGGGGAAUUCUUCAGUGAUUUCCCGUGACAGCUACAUCAACAGACUAGCCAGCACUUUAAUGGGCCAGUCCCUGAUCACAGCCAGCGGAGAACUGUGGAAGGCGCACCGCAAGAUCGUCGCACCAGCCUUCAGCUCCAACGUCCUGCAGGUGGUGCUGGACUACCUGCUGGCGGCCACGGAGUCUGGCGGCCGCCUCAGCGAGACUGAGCUGCAGGACGAGGUGAACACGCUGCUGUCGGCGGGCUACGAGACCACGGCCACCACCAUCUGCUUCGCGCUGCUGCUGCUCGGGAUGUACCCGCGCGUGCAGGACAACUUGGUCGCAGAGCUGGACGCCGUCUUCGGAGACGACCCGCAGCGAACCCCCACAGCGGCUGACCUGCGGCGCCUGCAUUAUCUCGACGCUGUCAUUAAAGAGACGCUGCGGCUGUUCCCGCCGGCGCCGAUCAUCCACCGCGAGGUGGAGACGUCGGAGCUGAAGAUCGGCGGCUGCACGCUGCCGGUGGGCGCCUCGGUGCUGGUGCUGAGCUACUCGGCGCACCGCCACCCCGACCACUUCGACAGCCCGCAGCACUUCUGCCCGGAGCGCUUCUCGGAGCCGCGCGCGCGGCCGCGCCACCCGUACGCGUACGUGCCGUUCGGCGCGGGCCCGCGCAUCUGCGUGGGGCGCGCCUACGGCCUGCUGCUGGCCAAGGCGGCCGUGGCGGCCGUGCUGCGCCGCCUGCGCGUCGAGUCGCGCCUCAGCUGGCAGGACCUGCGCGGC